This is a messenger RNA of Diospyros lotus (date-plum), 423 nucleotides long. Its product is annotated as LOB domain-containing protein 16-like. NCBI's taxonomy places the organism in Eukaryota, Viridiplantae, Streptophyta, Magnoliopsida, Ericales, Ebenaceae. Gene Ontology annotation, cellular component: nucleus. Gene Ontology annotation, biological process: hormone-mediated signaling pathway; positive regulation of DNA-templated transcription. The transcript is spliced from 2 exons. The record is from RefSeq and is a predicted model, not a curated record. Bases 1 to 423 code for a protein of 140 amino acids.
AUGCCAUGGGGCAACAUACCAAGGCCCCGGUCUCGAUGCGGUGCCUACAUAGUCUUAAAAAAAGGAUGCAAUUCACAGUGCAUCUUUGCUCCUUACUUCCAUGGUGAGGAUGGUAUUGCUUAUUUUGUCGCCAUCCGCAAUGUUUUUACUGUUAAGUAUGUUGUCAACCUCCUAGCUCCGUUUGCGGUCAACGACCAAUUUUGGGCUUCCGAUACAUUCCUCUUUGAAGCUCAAGCCCGGCUUCAAGAUCCUGUCUAUGGCUCUGUAUCUCACAUUCUCGCCCUUCAGCAGCAGCCUGCUCCUCAACCUAAUCAAAACUCGAGCUGGAAUUUCGAUCUUCCUAUCAUUCCAGAGGAUGCCCCUUAUCCUGGUUUCUCAGAGGCUACUCUUCCACCUUUCCCUGGUGAAGCUAGCAGUAGCUAG